Molecule: messenger RNA, 657 nt
Organism: Vicia villosa (hairy vetch)
Lineage: Eukaryota; Viridiplantae; Streptophyta; Magnoliopsida; Fabales; Fabaceae
Product: pentatricopeptide repeat-containing protein At1g20300, mitochondrial-like
Exons: 1
Coding region: 1-657 (218 amino acids)
Biological process (GO): RNA splicing
Molecular function (GO): protein binding
Source: RefSeq, a predicted model, not a curated record
AUGGCACUCAUCAAAUCAAGGGCACACUCUCACUUGCACCACACUCUUUUCCAGCACUUACCAUUCACUUUCAGACUAUGUUCUUCCACACCUCUUCUUUCAAACGAGAAUGACACUCCUCAAAACACCAAUCUAUCUCCCGAAGACUCCACCGUAAUUGACAAAUUUCACACCGUCAUCAUAGACCACUACCGCAAAAACCCUAACCCUAAUCCCGUUUCACCCUCACUCAAUUUCUCCAUCCCCGAUCUCACCGUUGAUUUCUCCAAAAUCUCCACCGUCCAUUCAAUUUCCCUCUCCAUCACCCGCCGCGUGAUCGAAAAAUGCGGCAGCGUCCGCCACGGUAUCCCAUUCCACCAAUCCCUAGCUUUCUUCAACUGGGCCACUACCCUAGAAAACAUCCCCUCCUCCCCGGAGCCUUACAACGAAAUGAUCGACCUCGCUGCAAAACUCCAACACUUCGAUUUAGCAUGGAGUUUGAUCGAUUUGAUGAAAUCGCGUGGCGUCAAAAUAACCAUAAGCACGUUCUCGAUUCUCAUCCGGCGAUACGUGAGGGCUGGAUUGGCUGCGGAGGCGGUGCACGCGUUUAACCGUAUGGAAGACUAUGGUUGUACUCCUGAUAUGGUUUCGUUUUCGAUUGUUAUUAGUAGUUUAUGA